Brenthis ino (lesser marbled fritillary) is the source of this 213-nucleotide messenger RNA. Lineage: Eukaryota; Metazoa; Arthropoda; Insecta; Lepidoptera; Nymphalidae. The record is from the annotation of a GenBank genome assembly.
AUGGUGUCCUGUAAGACUAGUAUCACUUGCGCGAUCCUUCUCAUCUGCUUCAUUAGCUCUAUUUAUUCUGUGCCAUACAACUAUGGAGGAAACAAUGGAAAUAAUUCUGGCAUCCAUGUUGUCGACAAUGUUAAUCGUGCCACGAAUGCUGUUGUAGUUAAAGAGGACUCAGUUGGUAGCAAUGUAGGACAGUAUGUAAGACAGCAAAAUUCG